Molecule: messenger RNA, 575 nt
Organism: Phytophthora nicotianae INRA-310
Lineage: Eukaryota; Oomycota; Peronosporomycetes; Peronosporales; Peronosporaceae
Exons: 2
Coding region: 32-448 (138 amino acids)
Source: RefSeq, a predicted model, not a curated record
GGUCGCAAAUCUUUUUGAUUGACAAGCAAUUAUGAUGCAACAGGAAGAAGCGGCGCCAUCGCUCCUGGGAACAUGGGAAAGCAAUGAGGCGUUUGGUAAUACUGCUCUGGAUUGGGCUCAGGCGGUGAAGGACCAGCGCGUUCAGCUCCAACUCACGUUCGAGCCUGGGAAGAUCUACAGGUUCCGUUUGGUGUCGAAAGAUGAUUCGACGGAUGUGACGUCGAAUUUCCGUCAUGUUGUGGCGAGCGAGGGCAGCUACGAGCUGCAGGGUGACGACGGUAUUGCCAUUCAUGGAGAUACUUCGGGCAUCAAGUGGACGUAUUUAUUUGAGGAGGAGGACAGUCUAAGAAUCAGACUGGAAGGUGCGAAGCGUUUCGGCAGAUGUAAGGGUGUGGACGUCAUCUAUUUUGCCAGAGCGGAAACAGCGCAGCAACUUAAGGAUCUGUAGAUACAGCAUGAUUCUAGAUGGUAGCACGGUUUUAAGAUUUCUACAUGUCCAAGACGUCAUCUAGCCACUCUUCCAGUUGUUCCGUUUCUGCUGGAGUUCUGGUUGUGUUUGGUGCUGGAUCUACUGG